Molecule: messenger RNA, 1067 nt
Organism: Solanum pennellii
Lineage: Eukaryota; Viridiplantae; Streptophyta; Magnoliopsida; Solanales; Solanaceae
Product: protein LIGHT-DEPENDENT SHORT HYPOCOTYLS 4-like
Exons: 1
Coding region: 225-743 (172 amino acids)
Biological process (GO): response to light stimulus; mRNA transcription
Cellular component (GO): nucleus
Source: RefSeq, a predicted model, not a curated record
GCGAAACAAAGAGAGAGAAAAAGGAAUCCUUUCAUUCACUCUCCCAUCAAUCCUUUCAUCAAACUCUUCCUCUUUUUGCCUCUCCAUUUUUCAAUCUUUCUCUAGUCUCUAUCUUGUAUCUUACAAAUAUAGAAAUCUUUUGAUAUUCAAAUAAACAAUUAACCUCAACUUCCACACCAUGUCCUUCUCUUAUUAAACCCUAAAAAAACCUCAAAAAAAAACUAAUGGAUUCCUUUGUAGAAGUAGAGCCUUCCAACACCAACACCAAUAACAACAACAACAUUACAUCAUCAUCAUCUACCUCAUCAAGUCGAUAUGAGAAUCAGAAACGUCGUGAUUGGAACACUUUCGUUCAGUACCUUAAAAACCAUAGACCACCACUCUCCCUCUCUCGUUGUAGUGGAGCUCAUGUCCUUGAAUUCCUCCGUUACCUCGAUCAAUUUGGCAAAACUAAAAUCCAUACGCCGAUAUGUCCAUUUUACGGUCUUCCAAAUCCUCCAGCACCUUGUCCAUGUCCUCUUCGUCAAGCUUGGGGUAGCCUUGAUGCACUUAUUGGACGUCUUAGAGCUGCUUAUGAAGAAAAUGGUGGAAAUCCUGAAAUGAACCCUUUUGGUACUCGUGCUGUUAGGCUUUAUCUUCGCGAAGUUCGCGAUUUGCAAUCAAAAGCAAGAGGUGUAAGCUAUGAAAAGAAGAAAAGAAAACGACCAUCACAACCAUCACCACCAGCAUUACAAUCGGGAUGAGGUGAAGGUUAAAUUAUUAGGUAAUAAUAGAACCAACAUUACUCAUAUUGGAGUUAAGUUUAAAAUUUCGUGAUGGUUUUUAGCAAUUAUUAUUAGUACUACUAGUUGUUUUGAGGAUUUAAUUUAUGUCACUACCUAGGGUUUGUUUAUUUAGUAAUAAUAAUUGCCUACUGUCAAUUUCAUAUAUUUGUGAUGUACGGUUUUAGGGUAUGAUAAUUAAUUAGUAAAGAGUAGUAGUUGGAAGUACUAACAAGAAGCACACUUUUUAUUAUCCUUAUGUCCGUUUACGAGCCGUGAAAUUCGAUCUCAAUAUCUUUGUCGUUA